Aspergillus terreus NIH2624 is the source of this 2349-nucleotide messenger RNA. Its product is annotated as beta-glucosidase. The transcript is spliced from 6 exons. The record is from RefSeq and is a predicted model, not a curated record. Lineage: Eukaryota; Fungi; Ascomycota; Eurotiomycetes; Eurotiales; Aspergillaceae. Bases 1 to 2349 code for a protein of 782 amino acids. Gene Ontology annotation, biological process: glucan catabolic process. Gene Ontology annotation, molecular function: beta-glucosidase activity.
AUGCACUCGUUUCUAGGGCUGGUCGGCCUUCUGGCGGGUGUUUCUGUCUCGUCUGCUGCCCCCUCCGUCCAGAAUAUCACGAGUGAUACCUAUUUCUAUGGCCAGUCACCACCGGUAUACCCAUCGCCUGAGGGUAACGGGACCGGCUCAUGGGCUGUUGCGUACCAAAAGGCAAAGGCCUUUGUCGCGCAGCUCACGUCGGAAGAGAAGGUCAACCUCACGGCCGGUGUCACCUCCGACACGGGUUGUUCUGGAAUGAUCCCCGCGAUUCCGCGAUUGAAUUUCCCUGGACUGUGUGUGUCUGAUGCUGGGGAUGGACUGAGAGGUACGGACUAUGUGAAUAGCUGGCCGAGCGGUAUCCACGCGGGUGCGAGUUGGAAUAAAAAUCUUGCACGGCAGCGGGCGUACCACAUGGGUACUGAAUUCCACAAGAAAGGCGUUAACGUCCUGCUUGGUCCCGUGGUAGCGCCCCUGGGACGCGUUGUUGAAGGCGGCCGGAACUGGGAAGGUUUCUCCAACGACCCGUACCUCAGCGGAGCGCUGGUCUACGAGACAGUCAAAGGCAUUCAGUCGGCCGGCGUGGGCGCCUGCACCAAGGUACGCUUCCCUCAGAGACUCCAGUCGUCAGGAUCUAACCUGGUUCAGCACUUCACUGGCUACGAGCAAGAGACCAACCGAAACCCGGAAACAGUUGACGGGGUAGACAUCGCCUCCGUCUCAUCCAACAUUGACGACAAGGCCAUGCACGAACUGUAUCUCUGGCCGUUCCAGGAUGCCGUGCAUGCCGGGAGUGUUUCGGUGAUGUGCUCUUACCAGCGGAUCAACAAUUCUUACGCAUGCCAGAAUAGCAAGACGCUCAAUGGAUUGCUCAAGACCGAGCUGGGAUUCCAGGGAUACGUCAUGACCGAUUGGUACGGCCAGCACGGCGGAAUCGCUGCGGCAAACGCUGGUCUGGAUAUGGUCAUGCCAUACACGGAGCUCUGGGGAUCCAACUUGACUGAUGCCAUCUCAAAUGGAACAAUGGAAGCAUCCCGUCUGGAUGACAUGGCGACUCGGAUCAUUGCGAGCUGGUAUCAGGUGAACCAGAACAAGAACUUUCCUGCCCCGGGGAUUGGCAUGCCUGCAGAUGUGAACGAACCACAUCAGGCAGUCAUCGGUAAAUCUCCUGAUUCACGUACUACACUACUCCAGGGCGCCAUUGAAGGCCAUGUGUUGGUAAAAAACACUAAACAGGCCCUCCCCCUGCAAUCUCCCAGGCUUCUCUCGGUCUUUGGGUACGACGCAAAGGCAGGGGACAGCCUGAUAGUAAACGAUGUCUCAUUUGUUAACGCUUCUGUUCAAAAAAACCACACCUUGUACGUCGGUGGAGGCUCCGGAACUAACUCCGCAGCUUACGUGCUUGCUCCUCUGGAUGCGGUGCAGCAGCAAGCCUAUGAGGACGGCACCUCUGUUCUCUGGGACGUCGUCUCUGAAGAUCCCGACGUUGACGCUACCACGGACGCAUGCCUGGUAUUCAUCAACGCCUAUGCUACAGAAGGCUAUGAUCGACCCGGGCUGGUUAACAAAGAGAGCGACACCCUCAUAACGAAUGUCGCCGGGAAGUGCAACAACACAAUUGUCACGAUCCACAACGCCGGAAUCCGACUAGUUGGGGAUUGGAUCAACCACGAAAAUGUCACCGCCGUGAUUUUCGCUCAUCUCCCAGGCCAAGAUACUGGGAAAGCCCUCGUUGAGCUGCUCUACGGCCGGGCCAAUCCUUCUGGUCGACUCCCAUACACCGUAGCCAAGCGCGCCGGAGACUACGGCUCCUUGCUGCAUCCAUCGCAGCCAGAGGGAAAAUACGGACUCUUCCCGCAAUCUGACUUCAGCGAGGGCGUGUUUAUCGACUACCGUGCUUUUGAUAAGCAGGGGAUUGAGCCUCAAUUCGAAUUUGGAUUCGGACUGUCAUACACGUCCUUCAACUACUCUGGCUUGGCUGUCAAGAAGGUUAACCGGACUACCGAGCCGUAUCCGGCAUCCGCACCAGUUCAAGAGGGAGGCAACCCGAAUCUAUGGGACGAGAUCCUUACGGUUUCCGCCAAGGUCCAGAACAGCGGGUCAAUGGAUGGAGAUGAAGUCGCCCAGCUGUAUCUGGGUAUCCCCAACGCACCCGUGCGGCAAUUGCGCGGCUUCGAAAAGGUUGGCAUUCCUGCCGGCCAGGCGGUUAAUGUGAAAUUCUCUCUGACCCGGAGGGACCUGAGUGUGUGGGAUACCGAAGCACAGCAAUGGAAGUUGCAGUCGGGAGACUACCAGGUGUAUGUCGGACGCUCAAGCCGGGAUCUGCCACUGAAGGGACAGUUCUCGAUUUAG